UCUCUCAUCUGAGUCGUCUCCAAUCACCUCUCUUUUCCAGCGUCCGAUCCUUCUCCAUUACCACUCGAUCUAUAAUUCUCGCGCCCAAAUUUUACAAAACUUCCCUUCUUACUGGGUUUCGUGUUUAUUGCGGCGGCGGCGAUGGCGGAAGCUCCGGCGAGUCCAGGAGGCGGAAGCCACGAGAGCGGCGGAGAGCAGAGCCCGCGCUCGAAUGUUCGUGAGCAGGAUCGGUACCUCCCGAUCGCCAAUAUCAGCCGGAUCAUGAAGAAGGCGCUUCCGGCGAACGGAAAAAUUGCCAAAGACGCGAAGGAGACUGUUCAGGAAUGUGUUUCUGAGUUCAUUAGCUUCAUCACCAGCGAGGCGAGUGAUAAAUGCCAGAGGGAAAAGAGGAAGACGAUUAAUGGCGAUGACUUGCUCUGGGCUAUGGCGACUCUAGGGUUUGAAGACUACAUAGAUCCGCUUAAGAUUUACCUCACCAGAUACAGAGAGAUGGAGGGUGAUACAAAGGGGUCAGCAAAAGGUGGAGAGGCAUCUGCCAAGAAGGAUGUUCAACCCAGUCCAAAUGUUCAGAUUGCCCAUCAAGGUUCUUUCUCGCAAGGUGUUAGUUAUACAAAUUCUCAAUCGCAGGCUCAGCACAUGAUGAUGCAAGGCACAGAGUAGAUGUUGGUCCGAGCCGGCGAGCCCUCAACAAAAUUGGUAAUAAGUUAUCUGUCUGAUGUGAACACUGACAUGUUGGGUGGUUUUGGUGCCCAUGUUUAGGUAGUGUAUUGUGGUAAUGUUUGUAAAUUAUUAAGGAGUCACUUGGGUAUAAUGACUAUUUAAGGGGUGUUCUGUAAAUCUUUGGUGUAUCUAGUAUGUCAUUUUUAAACUGUUAUAUUGCUAGGAUUAUGAUGUGAUUGUAUUGCUUGUGGUAAAUUUAUGCCAAAAAAAAAAAUGUACUCUUUUAUCCAAGGGACAAAU
Molecule: messenger RNA, 960 nt
Organism: Morus notabilis
Lineage: Eukaryota; Viridiplantae; Streptophyta; Magnoliopsida; Rosales; Moraceae
Product: nuclear transcription factor Y subunit B-10
Exons: 7
Coding region: 142-660 (172 amino acids)
Biological process (GO): regulation of transcription by RNA polymerase II
Cellular component (GO): CCAAT-binding factor complex; nucleus
Molecular function (GO): protein heterodimerization activity; DNA-binding transcription activator activity, RNA polymerase II-specific; RNA polymerase II cis-regulatory region sequence-specific DNA binding
Source: RefSeq, a predicted model, not a curated record